Salvelinus fontinalis (brook trout) is the source of this 1426-nucleotide messenger RNA. RefSeq names its product translocon-associated protein subunit delta-like. Lineage: Eukaryota; Metazoa; Chordata; Actinopteri; Salmoniformes; Salmonidae. The record is from RefSeq and is a predicted model, not a curated record. Bases 142 to 645 code for a protein of 167 amino acids. The transcript has 6 exons. Gene Ontology annotation, cellular component: membrane; endomembrane system; endoplasmic reticulum.
CCGCGGAUGCAGGACACGUCAUUACAGCGCACCGGUCUGAAAGUGUUUUUGAAGGAAGACGUGGCUGUAAUAAUUGGUGAAAUCUCGUAAUAACUAGUUCUACAGUUCUUAGUCGUGUUAACAAAUUUUGAUAAAUCAAACAUGAUGAUCAGAAUAGCAGCGUUUCUUGCUCUUGUAUGCCUGUGCACGGGUGAGAGCUGUUCAGACCCUGUGAUUACACCCUCUGCCUACACCACUUCUGAUGCCGUCAUCUCUUCUGAGUCCGUAUUCAUCGUGGAGCUCAGCCUGGCCUGUGCCAAUGGAGCCCAGAGUGUGGCUCUGUAUGCGGAUGUCAAUGGAAGACAGUUCCCUGUGACUAGAGGCCAGGAUGUUGGCAAGUACCAGGUGUCCUGGAGCAUGCCCCACAAACAGGCCAGCUCUGGUACAUACCAGGUCAAGUUCUUUGAUGAGGAGUCCUACAGCUCUCUACGCAAGGCCCAGAGGAACAACGAGGAUGUAGAAUCCAUCCAGCCCCUUUUCUCUGUCAAUGUAGAUCACAGGGGAGCGUGGAACGGCCCGUGGGUGCCUACUGAGGUUAUGGCUGCUCUCAUCGGCAUCCUGGUGUAUUACCUGGCCUUUAGCGCUAAGAGCACCAUCCAGGCAUAAAGGACUACACAUCCCAAGAUUCUCUACAACUGUCUCUCUGAAAGAUGGUUGAAUGCUGGUGGCUUUUCUAACAAUCCAACCUGAGCAUUCCUUUGGCAGAACAACAAUAUACCACCAUCCAUUUUGAGAUACGGAACUAGAACAAUUUUUUUUGUAAUUCCUUUUCAUUUUCAACGCAGGCUGAUUAUUUGCGAUCAAUUCCUAGAAGAAGCCAUUGUUUUGUCAACCAAAAAUAAAUAAUGUAGACCUCAAUCGAAUCCAAUGUACCCCACUGAGUGCAGUAAUUUUUGUUCAAAAGCAAACUCAAGUUUUGAAAGUGAAAGGACUGUUUCUAUAGACCAAUGCUGACUUCCUUCCACAGCCUCAUGCUUAUCUACCUGUGGACUUAACCACUGAAAGACAAGAAUAUCUGUUCAUCAGUUCAUGGUCUUUCUUGUAAAGGACUUAUGCAUUGUGUGAUAUCUGUACUGAUACUAAACACUCUGAAAUAACUGGUUCUGUACGUACAAAGGUCUGAGUCGAAGUGCUGAUCUAGCAUUAGGUCCCCUCGGUCUUAUUAUGAUCUGAAAGGCAAAACUGAUCCCAGAUCAGCAAUUAUAUGCUGAGACACUUUGUGAAUACCAACUCUGGUGUGCAAGACUCUAAAGCCCCUGUGAACUUUGUAGUGGCUGACUGAUCUAAAUGUAACUGUUACACUGGUUGGCUGAGGCCAAAUAUUUCAGGGUUGGUGAUUUAUUUGUUGCUCGGUGGUCAAAUUAAUUAAUAAAUGGUUCGAUUUUUA